This is a messenger RNA of Brachypodium distachyon (stiff brome), 2423 nucleotides long. Its product is annotated as transmembrane 9 superfamily member 12. The record is from RefSeq and is a predicted model, not a curated record. The transcript has 2 exons. Gene Ontology annotation, biological process: protein localization to membrane. Gene Ontology annotation, cellular component: membrane. Lineage: Eukaryota; Viridiplantae; Streptophyta; Magnoliopsida; Poales; Poaceae. The coding region runs from base 189 to 2153 and encodes 654 amino acids.
UUUAUUCCAGAAGUGUCGUGAACUCAGCUCGUAAGUCGCGACCGAGCCGUCGGUUGGUUUGCUGCUGCGAAUUGUACUGCGCGUGCCGCUCACGCCGGCGAGCAUCUCCUCCCGUCGUCGGCAUCCACCGCCUCAAGCCCUCAACCUCCGGUGCCAGGUGUUAGGCAGCUUCUUAGGAAUCGGUAAUCAUGGCCAAGGGCUGGAUAACCUUUGCUUUGUUAGUGGUGUUUAUAGUGAUGGCUCCUGCUUGUGAGGCGUUCUACUUGCCAGGUAGUUACAUGCACACGUACCGGCAAGGCGAAGAGAUUGGGGCAAAGGUGAACUCGCUCACUUCCAUUGAGACGGAACUGCCAUUCAGCUACUACAGUCUCCCAUAUUGCCGUCCUCAGGGUGGGAUAAAGAAGAGUGCUGAAAAUCUGGGGGAGCUCCUUAUGGGUGACCAGAUUGAUAAUUCUCCUUACCGUUUCCACGUCAAUGUCAAUGAAUCGCUCUAUCUGUGUACCACGAAACCACUUGAUGAGGGUGAUGUGAAGCUCCUCAAGCAGCGAAGCCGGGACCUCUACCAGGUAAACAUGAUUCUUGACAAUCUUCCUGUGAGGAGGUUUACUGAGCAGAAUGGAGUGACCAUUCAAUGGACAGGCUAUCCAGUUGGUUAUACCCCAGAAGGUACCUCUGAUGUCUACAUCAUUAAUCACCUAAAAUUUAAGGUCUUGGUCCAUAAGUAUGAAGGAGGUAAAAUGAGGGUAGUUGGAACUGGGGAGGGAAUGGAAGUGAUCUCAGACACUGACACAGAUGCCAAGUCUGAUGGCUACGAGAUAGUGGGAUUUGAAGUCAUCCCGUGCAGUGUGAAGCGUGAUCCUGAAGCCAUGUCAAAGCUUACAAUGUAUGACAAAGUUGAUCCUGUGAGCUAUCCUGUGGAGUUGGAGAAAUCUCAAAUGAUCAGGGAGAAGGAGCAGAUUACUUUUACAUACGAGGUUGAAUUUGUUAACAGUGACAUCAGGUGGCCAUCACGUUGGGAUGCAUACCUGAAGAUGGAGGGUGCAAAAAUCCACUGGUUCUCGAUUAUGAACUCACUGAUGGUAAUAUUGUUUUUGGCUGGCAUUGUUUUUGUCAUAUUGUUGCGGACAGUCAGGCGGGACUUGACUAGAUAUGAGGAGCUGGAUAAGGAGGCCCAAGCUCAGAUGAAUGAGGAGCUCUCUGGGUGGAAGCUUGUCGUUGGAGAUGUCUUCAGAGAGCCAACCUCAUCAAAACUUUUCUGCGUCAUGAUUGGUGAUGGGGUUCAAAUUCUGGGUAUGGCAAUUGUCACCAUUUUCUUUGCUACCUUUGGAUUCAUGUCUCCUGCAUCGAGAGGAAUGCUGUUGACAGGGAUGAUAUUCCUUUAUAUGUUACUUGGAAUUUUGGCCGGAUAUGCUGCUGUCAGGCUCUGGAGGACUAUAAAAGGAACUUCUGAGGGAUGGAGAUCUGUCUCCUGGUCAACUGCUUGUUUUUUCCCUGGCGUUGUCUUCCUUGUCCUCACUAUAUUAAACUUCAUGUUGUGGUCAAGAAAUAGUACUGGAGCCCUUCCCAUCUCACUCUUCUUCACUCUUCUGUCCUUGUGGUUCUGUAUCUCCGUACCACUUACCCUUCUAGGUGGUUUCCUUGGCACAAGGGCCGAGCCAAUAGAAUUCCCUGUCCGAACCAACCAAAUACCAAGAGAAAUCCCUACAAAAAAUUACUCGUGGCUCCUCAUAUUUGGUGCUGGAACUCUACCUUUUGGAACACUCUUUAUUGAGCUCUUCUUCAUUCUUUCCAGUAUUUGGCUUGGAAGGUUCUACUACGUGUUUGGGUUCCUCCUUGUUGUACUCCUUUUGCUGGUUGUGGUAUGUGCUGAGGUAUCUGUUGUUCUUACCUACAUGCAUCUCUGUGCUGAGGAUUGGAGGUGGUGGUGGAAAGCUUUCUUUGCCUCUGGAGGAGUUGCAUUUUAUGUGUUCCUAUACUCCAUAAACUACUUGGUGUUCGAUCUCAGCAGCUUGAGUGGGCCAGUUUCUGCCACCCUCUAUAUUGGAUAUGCUUUCAUUGUCUCUCUUGCCAUUAUGCUAGCUACUGGGACUGUUGGGUUCCUGACAUCAUUCUCUUUCGUUCACUACCUUUUCUCAAAUGUCAAGAUUGAUUGAAGGCCUUAUCUUGGAAAUCUCCAGACAUGAUUGUACACACAAUAUGCUUUGAUCAUGGCAUCGGAACGCCAUUUACACUGUUGUGCCAUUCUUAAUGUAGCAUAUUAGUUAAGACUCUUGAGACUAUUGUACCACGACACAUAUGGUAUUUUUCUAGUAGAUAUUAAGCCUGUGAUCUUCUCUUUUCUGUGCUGCAACACUGGUUGAUCUCAAUUGCUCUCUUAAAAUCUUUAUUUUCCAUAUUAUUGUGCACUAUGCAAUGGUUUGUUU